This is a messenger RNA of Trichoderma citrinoviride, 582 nucleotides long. RefSeq lists its product as hypothetical. The record is from RefSeq and is a predicted model, not a curated record. The coding region runs from base 1 to 582 and encodes 193 amino acids. Lineage: Eukaryota; Fungi; Ascomycota; Sordariomycetes; Hypocreales; Hypocreaceae. The transcript is spliced from 2 exons.
AUGUCUUCGCAGCAGAAGAAGAGCGCGGCCGGCGCGCGCUUCGAGCUGCUGCCCGCUCUGAAGCUGGAUUUCGGCAGCAUUACCGACGGCACCGACAUCCCUCCACCGCCGGAGUCUCCGAUCGAGCCGACAUACACACCGUCCAAGACGUCCGACGGCAGCAACGCGAGCAUUGGGGCCAAGGAGCCAACGUCGUCGACGCACGAGAACAAGGCUGGCCCGCGAAGCCUCGCCGACAACGCGCCGCCCAGUCCUGCCGCGUCCGGUCACCAGGACAGCAUCAUCCAAGAGAGUGCGCGUAGCGUCGCCAACGUAUAUCGUCCGGCCAGCCGAGGCGCCGCCAGCGCUGCCAGCGCCGCGGACUCUGAGAAAACGAAGCGGGCGAGCGGCUGGUUCAAGCGUCUGAGAUCGGGAGACACGCAGUCAAGGAGACGGUCGAGUCUCUUGAGCCUCGAGCAAACAAACGUACCAACAGCGUCGAAGUCGACGCCUGCUAAACCACCUCCCAAGAUUCCCAACCUAGUACACCUCGAGAGCGAAAGCAGCAGUUUUGGAUCCGACUUAUUCGAUCACAUCAAAUAA